AAGAACCAGUUUAUUUUGGAUAUUCGUGCUGGAAAGACCAUUCAUUUCGUAACUAAUAAGCUGAAGCAGUGCAAUGUAAUAUAGUAUUGUCUUGGUAGUAACAACCACCCAAGCGCGCUGACUAAUGGAUAUUCCACAGUACAAUCCGUAUUUAAUUAUUUCAAAAUGGGAAUUGUCCAGUAUUAUCUUGCCAGCUUGAAAUCUUGAGUUCCAGUUUCUUUUUUCAUGUAGAUUUAUGUCCUCGUAAUAUAACGCAAAUGAAUUACAAAUUCGUGAGCCGGUGCAACACCGCAGUUUUUUGAAAAUAUCUAUACACAUAAUUUUCACCUUUAUGGGAGACACCACCAGUUGGCACCAUGGAUCUUUGACCUGUUACUCUGUUAUUCAUGUAUCACUCGUGAUUCUCCCUUUCUCAUAUAUCGUUUGCAUGGUUAUAUGCUCCUGACAACCUCGACAUAUCAGUGUGACCCAGAAAUUAUCCGCUGACCAGAUAGAAUCCGAUACGGCCCAUCAUGGUCAAUUUAGAUAAUAUCCAAUAUCUUGUGGCGACGCAUGUGUCCUUUAUCGUAACAUUCGUCUUAAUUGCCGAGGCACGCUCCGAUAGCGCCAGGUUUAUCGAUCAUCCGCAAUCGGUCAGCGCACGGCUAGGAGAGGAUGUGUCAUUGCGCUGCACAAUUUAUCCACCUGCAAUUGAAGUCUUAUGGUUCCUUAAUGGGUUUCCCUUGCAACCACUGCCCAACUCCACAAUCGAGGAGAAGCAAAAUAAGGCUACCGGUGAACAUGAACUUAUUAUGAAGAAUAUCUCCGUACAACGUGAUGGUCAGUACUACUGCCGACAACGCACCGAAGAAGUCAAGAGUCAGACAGCGCAAGUCACCGUGCUGGUUGCUCCAUCCCAAAUCCGUCUACUUCCCUUCAAUCCCGUGACCAUUGUCCAGGAGAAUGUGGAAACAUCAUUAACCUGUCACGUCGACGGAGGCAAGCCGGCACCAACUGUGCAGUGGUAUAAGGAUGAUGUGUUGAUUGAAACCGGUGUCGAUACACAUAUAGCCAGCACGGAUCUUACCAGCAAAACCGAGAACGUCACGAGCAUGCUCAAGUGGACUCCGAUCAGAGGGGAACAUGAGAAGCGAAUAUUCUGCACAGCAUCCCAUACGGCACUCCAGGGAGGAAUACUUCGAGUGGAAACCCAGCUGAUUGUUGAAUAUCCUCCAGUUGUUACGUUCGCCUCAGUUCCUAAGGUCAUUAAGGAGGGGGAUUCGGUUACACUGCAGUGUAUUGUUGAUGCCAAUCCGUAUAUUGAUUUGAAAUUCCGCUGGAAGAAAAACGAUUUGCCCAUAUAUCCGGAUGUCUCCGGAGGCACUUUAUACAUGGAGCAUGUCCAACGGAGCGAUCGCGGUACCGUCUACACUUGCGAAGCCACCAACAGGAUCGGAACCGGCUCGGCGGGAUACACGUUCACUGUGCAGUAUCCGCCGGGUUUUUACUCCAUGCAGGAAAUUUACUCAUCAGAUCUGAAUGCUGACACAUAUUUAGCCUGCAACGUUGACUCGAGUGAGCCAGCGGAUAUCAUCUGGACACACGAAUCAUCCUCCCAGGUCAUCGGUCACGAAAAAAUUUUACAAGUGCACGCUACGAGUGACAGCGAUUUCGGAGUGUACAGCUGCACCGCCACCGCUCCCGGCUACCCAGCCAUCCGGAAAGAUAUCAAACUCCUAAAGAAGGGUCCCCCAUUCAUCAGUGCGGAAGCGUCGGUUUAUGCUGGCCAGGAGGACAGCCAAACACAAAUAAAAUGCGUGAUUAACGGUCUGCCCUUAACUAUGCAGAUACGCUGGAUCAAUCCCCAAGGACGCACGCUUCUCACCGAUCAGCAUGUGGAGAUUGCACAAGAAACUUUAUCUGAUCGUGUUGUAUCGCGACUGACAAUUAAAAAUGUCAAAAAAGACGAUUUCGGCAUGUACAAUUGUUCGGCAGCCAAUGCCUAUGGCAGCAGUGACCGGUUGAUUCCUCUGAAAGAAACAGACUGGAUGCUGCCCAUUAUUAUCGGAUGCGCCUGUGGCGGAACGCUUUUGCUGCUCGUGAUCGUUGCAGCCAUUCUGUGUGUAAGAUGUCGUUCGCAUCGUCGGCUCAAACGCACAAGCGACACAUCCGGAAGUACAACAACAAGCGACGAUCUCGAGACGAAGGGUCCCAACGGCGGUGCAAACACGAACAGCGCAAUACUGGACAUGUACAAUACCAGCAGUAGUGAAACACUGCAUGACGGCAAAUUACAUGCCAACGGCGGCUGGCAUUCAUCCUUAACCCAUACCAGCCCACAGGACAUCCUGCACGCCCACCCAUACACCAUCCAUGCUGAUUAUAUGCAGCAUAAAGAUGCGCAGAAUUUCUACACGCGCUACGCUGAUUAUGAACAAGAAUACAAUCCCAAUACAUUCUUGAACCUGCCGGCCAUAUAUACACCCACAUUGUCCAUUGAACAGCAGGAGCAGGAAGGAUCGCGAGAUCCAUCGCCUUACCAGACUUCCGGUCUACCCAUUCGGCUUCCAGAACCACUUUAUACCCAGCGCUUUCCAAAUGGAAUCAACGGAUCAGUAAUGAUGCUCGACGCCACUCUCAAUUCACGACUGGCCACUAAUGUAUAGACUGGACUAUUCAGAAAAGCCGGAUAUGGGCAAAAAUAUUUGGAGAAUCAUUUCAAAGAUUAUUCAGAAUUUUUACGCUACUCUUUUCUGUGUACCAUGCCUGUAUGCACUCGAGUCUCCCGGCAUUGCCGGUUACGCCCUUAUCUCGUUUUGUAUCUCUUGCCAAGUAUAUGUUUUUUAGUUUCUUCCGACAGGCAGCAACAAUUUGUACGUUGUUUGUAUUUGCCUUAAUUACUCCAAAGAAUCUCACUAGUACUCUUGUGUAAAUAGCUGGUGAAACUUUUUCUGUUUUUGUCCUGGGAAACUUCUCUGGUUGCUCAAUAAUUUAACAGUUUAAUGCAGCUGAUGCGAUCGUGACCCUUGCUGUAAGCUGUGUUCUGCAACUUCUAACGCAUAACAUUUUCACUGUUGUUAUUGUGUGAAUAGCUCAUAAAAGUUUUAUUAUA
Paramacrobiotus metropolitanus is the source of this 3091-nucleotide messenger RNA. Its product is annotated as kin of IRRE-like protein 3. The coding region runs from base 513 to 2645 and encodes 710 amino acids. Gene Ontology annotation, biological process: cell-cell adhesion. NCBI's taxonomy places the organism in Eukaryota, Metazoa, Tardigrada, Eutardigrada, Parachela, Macrobiotidae. The transcript is spliced from 9 exons. The record is from RefSeq and is a predicted model, not a curated record. Gene Ontology annotation, cellular component: cell-cell junction. Gene Ontology annotation, molecular function: cell adhesion molecule binding.